UCUUGUGUUCAGUUCACCAUUUUGUCCUUUUGUGAACGCACCUCCAGUGCUGAAACCUUUUUUUCACCAUAAACCGUCUGCUUUUGGUGCUCUAAAGUUAUUGAGCUUCAACACCAGUAUGACAAGCAGUGAAUGAACAAAUAUAUAUGCCAAAAAAACUCUGUGACUUGGACUUGGUAAUAUUAUGAACAGUGCUAAUUCACCCAGAAGUAGGCCGAUCAUGGAACCUCAACUUGCUCGUGCCCCAAUGCCAGGCAUGCCCAUGGCCAUGGGUGCUCCAAUGAUGAGGCCCAUGGCCUCCAGUCCAGGUGGUCACAUGGCAAUGAACAGUGGCCACAUAGCUCAGCCUCAUCCUAUAAGUCAGAUGAGUCUCUCUCCCAGGCCUCCCAUGGGGCCACCUCCAUUGGUUGCCACCCCUACUUUACCAAACAGCAAUCAUGUUGUUUCUCAGCCACAGCCUGUGCCAACCACUCCAAUCUCCCUCUCGACUACCAAUGUGAUGACAACUAGCACUGUGUCCAGUGUGCCCUCCAUGUCCACUGACUCUAAGGUGUUGGACAAGCGACGUAUACAGGAGUUGGUAAAGGAGGUGGAUCCAUUGGAACAGUUGGAUGAUGACGUGGAGGAGGUUCUCAUGACGAUAGCAGACGACUUCAUUGACAAUGUUGUCAACAAUGCAUGUAUAUUGGCCAAACAUAGAAAAGCAAAUUCUUUAGAUGUGAAGGAUGUACAAUUACACUUAGAACGUAACUGGAACAUGUGGGUUCCUGGCUUUGGUUCUGAAGAAAUCCGCCCAUACAAAAAGGCAACAACUACUGAGGCACACAAACAGAGAAUGGCUUUGAUACGAAAAACUAUGAAGAAGUAUUGAGAGUCACGAGUGCUACCCGUUUUCUAUUCAGUGGAUAGGUGUUGUGUUGUUAUUGAGGAGGCUGUUGCCAAUGGCUAAGAAUGGAAAGAGAGUGGAGACAGGUUUUAAGUUCGUAACACUCUCGGUUGGAACGUUCACAGUGGUUCUAUGACGUUAUAGAGGAGAAGUUAAAUGUCCAGGGUUGCUUUGAGACAGUAUUCUUGUUCAGUUUCACUGGUGUAAUGACUUGGUGCACAUCUGCUGAAAAGGUGGAUUCCUUCACAGAAAAUUACAAGUGUCACUGACUGACGGCUGGAUGGACCUUGCUCCUUGAACAUUCCAGGUGUAUAUGCCCUGAUUGUAUCAAUUAGGGCUUGCAUGGUCACAUUGUUGUUUGGUUUAGUGGGACCAUCUUUAUAUAUGACUUACCGGGAUCCUUGCUGCCUGCAGAUAGCGGUGACAUAUCAUGCUUAUGUAGGUUCCUUGUGUACUCUUCUGAGCGAGCAUGAAGAUAAGUGCGCUGUUCCUUCCCAUAAGGUACAGCACUUCUGGACUCUAGAGUGGCUACCCUCAGGCUCUUAACGAACCAAUGGAGCAGGUGGGCACAGACAUCAUUGAGAAAUAUUGAGGGUCGUAAUGCAAAAUGCACAAAGACUUAAAGAUUUUAAGAAAAAUUAGUGUCUGGCAGGAAAAUAAUUGCUGACACCACUUCUCUUGUGUGUCCGAUUUAUUAUUAUUAUUAUAUUAUUUAUUUUAAUACCAAUUAAAAAACCUCAAAGAUCAAUUUAUUCCCAUUUCUCAUUAUUCCUGUACAAAUCUUCUUGUUAAUUAAUCUUAUGGCCCUUUUUUCAGAACAAACAAUGUGUAUAAAGUUGGGAAUCCUCUUUAUCAUGUUUAUGUGGAUUGGAGGAGAAAGUAAAAUAAUUAUAGUCCUGACUUCUUUUGUAUGAUCAUGAUAUCAUUGAAUACAUAUUGACUAUUGCUGGUAUUGAUGCGUUUGAAUUUUUGUAAAGUCAUAAAAUAUACAAAUAAUUGA
Lineus longissimus is the source of this 1886-nucleotide messenger RNA. Its product is annotated as transcription initiation factor TFIID subunit 12-like. Gene Ontology annotation, molecular function: TBP-class protein binding; DNA binding; protein heterodimerization activity. Gene Ontology annotation, cellular component: SAGA complex; SLIK (SAGA-like) complex; transcription factor TFIID complex. Bases 185 to 871 code for a protein of 228 amino acids. Gene Ontology annotation, biological process: DNA-templated transcription initiation; RNA polymerase II preinitiation complex assembly. The record is from RefSeq and is a predicted model, not a curated record. The transcript has 8 exons. Lineage: Eukaryota; Metazoa; Nemertea; Pilidiophora; Heteronemertea; Lineidae.